AUGGCCUCGCAAAAAAAUAGUUACACCAACUUACUCCAAACUGAAUGUGUCCCCACAAAAGAUCAAACUGUUAUCAUUGAUGCCAUAGACGGUAUCCAAAUCCAUAAGUAUGCAAUCGCCAUCGGAACCAAAAUCGAACCAGAAAAUAUCCGCCACCUGUCACGAAUCGCGAGCAACCGAGUAUGCAUCUAUGUCGCAACCAAAGAAAUCGCCGACACCCUAGUAGUUGUCCACAAAACUGAUAAAUUGAGAGACACUGAAGUUAUUGUUCGACCACUCAUUUCUCGGAACAAAAGGGUAAUCCUCUCUAACGUUCCACCGAUAAUCCCCAGUGACAUCAUUCUUGCUAAGCUUAAUGAAUCAAAAAUAUGCCCGGUCUCAAGCAUUACGACAUUACGAGCUGGUUUAAACAUUCCUGGAUACCAACAUAUCAUGAGGUUUAGACGUCAGGCAUUUAUUAAGCCCGAAGACGUCAACAAAAUUCAUACGCUGUAG
Messenger RNA from Cotesia congregata, 495 nucleotides. NCBI's taxonomy places the organism in Eukaryota, Metazoa, Arthropoda, Insecta, Hymenoptera, Braconidae. The record is from the annotation of a GenBank genome assembly.